AUGACACGAUCCUCUUCCGCAGAGCCCGCCAAGGGUACCAAGAGAAAGGGCACGAGGAGCGUCUCGACAUUGAACCCCGCCCAGUUGGCGCGCAAGAGAGCCAACGACCGAGAGGCCCAGCGAGCCAUUCGCGCGCGCACCAAGGAACACAUCGAGAGGCUGGAGCAACAGCUCGCCGAUCUGCAAAGCGAGCGAGGCGGAGACCAGUCGCAGACUAUUCAAGAACUCACCCGGAGGAAUAGAGCCCUCGAGGAGGAGAUCUACCGCCUCAGGGAGGCCGCAGGACAGCCCACCGGCCACUCGUACCCCAACUCGGGUAUGCUCCCCAUGAACCUACAACACGCCCACAUGGCGCAGCCCCAGCCCAGCGAUCAACUCGCUAACACGAUGAUGAUGAUGCCCAGUCUACGACGACAACUGAGCUCUGUCAGCGGGGCCAUACCGAGCCCGCGAUCAUCCCCGUUCCCGGCGUCAGGUGGCUAUAGCGGCAUGCCCGAGCUGGGACCCUCUUACGUGCCUCUCCCUGAUGCCUCGGAGUCGUGGGGUCCUGGCGUCUCGGUGCCCUCCAACGUCUCGAGCCCGUCGUCCUCCGCCAAUACUGACGAGUACGGCGGCGCCUACAUCCCAACGAGCAUCCCGGCACCGAUGAUGGAAGCGAGGAGCGUCCCCGCCAAGAUGGAUUAUGACGAUGUAGACUCUGGUAAGCAACGCACGCCAACGGCACGCUGGCUACCCUCUCUCGCAUCAUCGCAGCCAGGUGGGCGCCAACGGCUACCUGCCUCACGAGCCAUGGAAUAUGUACCCGGCCCUGUACUACCAGCAGCAGCCGUCAGCCCACUGAUUCGGCAGCCGGGCACGUCUUUUUGGGAAAUGCCGUCCCUUGUCCUAGCGCCUACCUGCGCUGCCGACCAGUGGAUCAUCAGUUUCACACACGACUGCCGCCGGCUCGCGCAAACGAAAAACAUUGACGCGCUUCUCCGACCUCCGCGUGUCAACUUGAAGACACUCCUCGAGUAUAAUCCGCCUUCGCCAACGCACCCAGCACCGCGAAUCCACAUUGCCGACCUCGAACGUGCCCUCGACGUGAACAGUGCCGGUUCAGGCGCCGCGCCGCACCCUCUGGCCGAGCUGAUAACGGCACUCGUCGAUAAGGCCGGCAUGGCCAAUGUGGUGGAGCGUCUCGCCCUGUUCCUCCCCGUCCAGCGUGUCGUGGCUUGGUUGGCACAGCCCACCCGCGAGUCCUACAACGCCCUCGUCCUCAACUACGCCCCCCGACCCAGCCAGCUCACGGUCCCUCACCCACAAUGGGUGGACUUUGUGCUGCAAGGUCCUCUGCGCGACGCCAUUAUUGAGCGACAGGAUGUAUACGCCACAGAAGAGUUUCAGAACAUCUACGCUAAUAGCCUUCGUCUCCUCAAUUGGCCAGGUCGCCCGGUGGACGCGAUCAACAUGGACCCGACGACGGGCGAGUAUACCUAA
Verticillium dahliae VdLs.17 is the source of this 1479-nucleotide messenger RNA. RefSeq lists its product as uncharacterized. Gene Ontology annotation, molecular function: DNA-binding transcription factor activity. The transcript has 4 exons. Gene Ontology annotation, biological process: regulation of DNA-templated transcription. Bases 1 to 1479 code for a protein of 492 amino acids. The record is from RefSeq and is a predicted model, not a curated record. Lineage: Eukaryota; Fungi; Ascomycota; Sordariomycetes; Glomerellales; Plectosphaerellaceae.